Molecule: messenger RNA, 2317 nt
Organism: Mesitornis unicolor (brown roatelo)
Lineage: Eukaryota; Metazoa; Chordata; Aves; Mesitornithiformes; Mesitornithidae
Product: nuclear factor of activated T-cells, cytoplasmic 3-like
Exons: 7
Biological process (GO): regulation of transcription by RNA polymerase II; calcineurin-NFAT signaling cascade; cytokine production
Cellular component (GO): transcription regulator complex
Molecular function (GO): transcription factor binding; DNA-binding transcription factor activity, RNA polymerase II-specific; RNA polymerase II cis-regulatory region sequence-specific DNA binding
Source: RefSeq, a predicted model, not a curated record
CUCCUGGGCUACAGUGAAAAACCAGUAAACCUACAAAUCUUCAUCGGAACAGCGGAUGAUCGCUACUUAAGACCUCAUGCAUUCUACCAGGUACACCGAAUCACUGGAAAAACAGUUGCAACAGCCAGUCAAGAGAUAAUAAUUGCCAGCACAAAAGUCUUGGAAAUACCACUUCUUCCUGAAAAUAAUAUGACAGCCAGUAUCGACUGUGCUGGUAUUUUGAAACUUCGCAAUUCAGAUAUAGAGCUCCGUAAAGGAGAGACAGAUAUUGGAAGAAAGAACACCAGAGUGCGACUUGUGUUUCGUGUUCACAUCCCACAGCCUAGUGGAAAAGUCUUAUCUCUGCAGACUGCUUCCAUACCUGUUGAAUGCUCUCAGCGAUCUGCCCAAGAACUUCCUCAGAUUGAGAAGUACAGCAUCAAUAGUUGCUCUGUAAAUGGAGGCCAUGAAAUGGUGGUGACAGGAUCCAACUUUCUUCCAGAAUCAAAAAUUAUAUUUUUUGAAAAAGGACAAGAUGGACGACCUCAGUGGGAGGUAGAAGGGAAGAUCAUUAGAGAAAAGUGUCAAGGGGCAAACAUCAUACUUGAAGUUCCUCCAUACCAUAACAAAACCAUUACAGCUGCAGUUCACGUGCAGUUUUAUCUCUGCAAUGGCAAAAGGAAAAAAAGCCAGUCUCAACGUUUUACUUAUACACCAGUUAUAAUGAAGCAAGAGCACAGAGAUGAGGUGGAUUUGUCUGCUGUUCCAUCUUUGGCCCUGCCUCACACAAGCAACGUCCAGGGCCUGCAUUCUAUCCAAACUCAAUUGCCUUCACCAGAGCAAGGGCAUCCACGUGACAAUUUACUGUCUACAUCACCCAGGAGCCUCGUGUGUCCAGUUCAACCUCCAUACACUGCAAUGGUGACCUCAGCAGUAUCCCACCUGCCACAUAUGCAAGGUAGAAACCUUAGUCCAAGUGAAGAGUGUCACGUUUUGCCUCCUGCUGUGGUUCAGUCUUUUCAGUUAGCGUCAGCACCUCCUGUGAGGCCUUCUUACCAGCCUAUGCAGUCUAACAAUGUAUACAAUGGACAGUCUGGUCUUCCUAUGAACUCUGCCUCCAGCCAAGGAUUUGAUCCUAUUUCAUUUCAGCAAGACACAGCUGUACCUCAUUUGAUAAAUCUUAGCUGCCAAGCUUUACCACCAAUGCAGUUUCAUUCUUCAACUCCAGGUUCUGUGUCAGCAUCCAGUACAGCAGGGCACCCGCUAGCACACCCAGCUCAUUCAGGACAGUCAUCUUCUCACCUACCAUCUGUGAGAUACCACUGCCCAAGCGCUGGGCAGGGCUCCAUCCCUUCUGCAAUGAGUCGGUCCCUCAGGCAGUCUUCUCCCCAGCUGCAGCAAGUCCCAUACCAUUCUGCAAAUCCAGCAUCCGCUUCAUCCCCAUCUCCAACAGCUUCCCACCCUUUAGUCCAUUCGCCACUGUCUGGACCUUCUUCACCUCAGCUGCAACCUAUGCCUUACCAGUCUCCUAGCUCAGUACCUGCCUCAUCUCCCCCGCCAACUGCUGUAAGUCACUCUGGACAGCACUCCCCUCAAGCACAUAGUCCAGUGUUGGGAGGUCUUAAUGCAGCGUCAUCCGUAGUACACCAUUCUGUAUGCGAUUCAUCUCCAUUUUCACCAGACGGGGCAGCUGUUAACAUUAAACCAGAACCUGAAGAUCGAGAACUGAAUUUUCAGACAAUAGGACUACAAGACAUCACACUAGAUGAUGUGAAUGAGAUCAUAGGAAGAGAUAUGUCAGAGAUCUCAGUGUCACAUGGAGCAACAGAAGCCAGCCAGUCUGCACAUACAUGUCCUGGAUCUCUGGAGUCAAGAAUAUCCGAUGGAAUCCAGUAACUGAUAAGCUUCCAAGUAGACAUCCAUGAAAACUUAACAGUUUCUCUAAUAUUUCUUCAUCCUCUUCCCUCUUUAGACUUACUGUGCUUCCAACUCUGUGGCCUUUAUGAACUGGAACAGUGGAUCCUUGCAAAACCCUUUUAGUGGGUUACAUUUUUGAUGUAGAGACAGAGCAUUUAUAAUUAUAGUUCCCUCAGAUGCUGUAAAGAGACUUGUUAAAACGAACACACAGAAUCUACACCAGAUAUUUUAACUGUUUUAAAGUUACAAACAAGCUUUGCUUUUUGCAUUUAAAUAGAAUACUUUUAUCUUUUAAGUGCUUCAAAUGUGUGGACAUGUUAGUUUGCUCUUAUAAUAUUCACAGUACUGAAUGUGGAAAAAGAUUUAAUACACAUCUUUAGUGUGCUGCUUUCCACUAGGGAUAGUAUAGUUUGUAACUGAU